Messenger RNA from Fukomys damarensis (Damara mole-rat), 5451 nucleotides. It is a transcript of the gene Mapk8ip3, whose product is annotated as mitogen-activated protein kinase 8 interacting protein 3. Bases 13 to 3978 code for a protein of 1321 amino acids. Gene Ontology annotation, biological process: vesicle-mediated transport. NCBI's taxonomy places the organism in Eukaryota, Metazoa, Chordata, Mammalia, Rodentia, Bathyergidae. Gene Ontology annotation, molecular function: JUN kinase binding; MAP kinase scaffold activity; kinesin binding. The transcript has 33 exons. The record is from RefSeq and is a predicted model, not a curated record. Gene Ontology annotation, cellular component: cytoplasm.
UCGGGCUCGGUGAUGUCAGAACGCGUGUCGGGCCUGGCGGGUUCCAUCUACCGCGAGUUCGAGCGCCUCAUCCACUGCUACGACGAGGAGGUGGUCAAGGAGCUCAUGCCCCUGGUGGUGAACGUGCUGGAGAACCUAGAUUCGGUGUUGAGCGAGAACCAGGAGCACGAGGUGGAGCUGGAGCUGCUGCGCGAGGACAACGAGCAGCUGCUCACGCAGUACGAGCGCGAGAAGGCGCUGCGCAAGCAGGCAGAGGAGAAAUUCAUUGAGUUUGAAGAUGCCUUGGAACAAGAGAAGAAAGAGCUCCAAAUCCAGGUGGAACACUAUGAGUUUCAGACACGCCAGCUGGAACUGAAGGCCAAGAACUAUGCAGAUCAGAUCUCCCGAUUGGAGGAGCGGGAAUCAGAGAUGAAGAAGGAAUACAACGCCCUGCACCAGCGGCACACAGAGAUGAUUCAGACCUAUGUGGAACACAUCGAGAGGUCCAAGAUGCAGCAGGUUGGGGGGACCAGCCAGACGGAGACCAGUCUGCCAGGGCGAAGUCCUCGCCAGUCGUGGAGGAAAAGCAGGAAAGAGCGCCCUACCUCUCUGAAUGUCUUCCCCCUGGCUGACGGCAUGGUACGUGCACAGAUGGGGGGCAAGCUCAUGCCUGCGGGGGACCACUGGCACCUGAAUGACCUCGGCCAGCUGCAAUCCAGCUCCAGCUACCAGUGUCCACAUGAUGAAAUGUCUGAGUCAGGUCAGUCCUCAGCAGCUGCCACACCCAGCACCACGGGCACCAAGUCCAACACACCCACAUCUUCUGUGCCCUCAGCGGCAGUCACACCACUCAACGAGAGCCUACAGCCCCUGGGGGAUUAUGGUAGUGGCUCAAAGAACAGCAAGCAGGCCCGGGAAAAGCGCAACAGCCGAAACAUGGAGGUCCAGGUCACCCAAGAGGUGCGGAAUGUCAGCAUAGGCAUGGGCAGCAGUGACGAAUGGUCUGAUGUUCAGGACAUUAUCGACUCUACCCCAGAGCUGGACAUGUGCCCAGAAACCCGCCUGGACCACACGGGAAACAGCCCAACCCAGGGGAUUGUCAAUAAAGCCUUUGGCAUCAAUACCGACUCCCUGUACCAUGAGCUGUCAACAGCUGGAUCUGAGGUCAUCGGAGAUGUGGAUGAGGGGGCAGACCUGCUAGGGGAGUUCUCAGUGCGUGAUGAUUUUUUUGGAAUGGGCAAAGAAGUGGGGAAUCUGCUGCUGGAGAACUCACAGCUUCUAGAAACCAAAAAUGCUUUGAAUGUGGUGAAGAAUGACCUCAUUGCAAAGGUCGACCAACUGUCAGGAGAACAGGAGGUCCUGAGGGGGGAGCUGGAAGCAGCCAAGCAGGCCAAGGUCAAACUGGAGAACCGAAUCAAAGAGCUGGAAGAAGAGCUAAAAAGAGUGAAGUCAGAGGCUGUCAUUGCUCGCCGUGAGCCCAGAGAAGAGGUGGAGGAUGUAAGCAGCUAUCUCUGUACAGAAUUGGACAAAAUCCCCAUGGCCCAGCGCCGCCGCUUCACACGGGUGGAGAUGGCCCGUGUGCUCAUGGAGCGCAACCAAUACAAGGAGCGGUUAAUGGAGCUACAGGAGGCUGUGCGGUGGACUGAGAUGAUCAGAGCAUCCCGAGAGCACCCAUCUGUCCAGGAGAAAAAGAAGUCCACCAUCUGGCAGUUCUUCAGCCGCCUCUUCAGCUCCUCCUCAAGCCCUCCUCCAGCCAAGCGGUCCUAUCCCUCGGUGAACAUCCACUACAAGUCGCCCACCGCUGCCAGCUUCAGCCAGCGCCGCAGCCAUGCCCUGUGCCAGAUCUCAGCAGGCAGCCGGCCCUUAGAGUUCUUCCCUGAUGAUGACUGCACAUCCUCUGUCCGGAGGGAGCAGAAGCGGGAGCAGUACCGCCAGGUGCGCGAGCACGUCCGUAAUGAUGACGGGAGGCUACAGGCCUGUGGCUGGAGCCUGCCAGCCAAGUACAAGCAGCUGAGUCCCAAUGGAGGCCAGGAAGACACACGGAUGAAGAACGUGCCUGUCCCUGUGUAUUGCCGCCCUCUGGUAGAGAAGGACCCUACCAUGAAGCUGUGGUGUGCUGCUGGUGUCAACCUGAGUGGGUGGAAGCCAAGUGAGGAGGAUUCUGGAAAUGGAGUCAAGCCCAUGCCAGGCCGUGACCCUCUGACUUGUGACCGGGAAGUGGAAGACGAACCCAAGAGCAAUCACACGUCCCCAGAGAGGAAGAAGGCAAAGGAGCUGCCAGACACAGAUGCUACCUCCAGCCGGGUAUGGAUCCUCACCAGCACCCUGACCACCAGCAAGGUGGUGAUCAUUGAUGCCAACCAGCCGGGCACCGUUGUAGACCAGUUCACAGUCUGCAAUGCCCAUGUCCUGUGUAUCUCCAGCAUUCCUGCGGCCAGUGACAGCGACUACCCCCCAGGGGAGAUGUUCCUGGACAGUGACAUGAAUCCUGAGGACUCCAGCACUGAUGGUGUGUUGGCUGGCAUUACACUGGUGGGCUGUGCCACUCGCUGCAAUGUGCCACGUAGCAACUGCUCCUCUAGAGGGGACACCCCAGUUCUGGACAAGGGCCAAGGAGAGGUGGCUGCCACUGCCAGUGGGAAGGUGAAUCCAUCCCAGUCCACAGAGGAGGCCACAGAAGCUACGGAGGUGCCAGACCCUGGGUCCAGUGAGCCAGAAGCAGCUGCAGUGCGGCCUGGGCCCCUCACAGAGCAUGUCUUCACCGACCCAGCACCUGCCCCACCCUCCAGCACUCAGCCUGGCAGUGAGAAUGGGCCAGAGGUCGAUGGCAACAAUGUACAGCCUCAGCCAGAACCCACCGGGGACCCCUCAGCACCAAGCAGCAGUGCCGCACCGACCAUGUGGCUGGGAGCCCAGAAUGGCUGGUUGUAUGUGCACUCAGCUGUGGCCAACUGGAAGAAGUGUCUGCACUCCAUCAAGCUGAAGGACUCCGUGCUGAGCCUGGUGCAUGUCAAAGGCCGUGUGCUCGUGGCUCUCGCAGAUGGGACUCUGGCCAUCUUCCACCGUGGUGAGGAUGGCCAGUGGGACCUGAGCAAUUACCACCUGAUGGACCUGGGCCACCCCCACCACUCUAUCCGAUGCAUGGCUGUCGUGUACGACCGCGUCUGGUGUGGUUAUAAGAACAAGGUGCACGUCAUCCAGCCCAAGACAAUGCAGAUCGAGAAGUCAUUUGAUGCCCAUCCAAGACGGGAGAGCCAGGUGCGGCAGUUGGCAUGGAUUGGUGAUGGGGUGUGGGUGUCUAUCCGCUUGGACUCCACCUUGCGGCUCUACCAUGCCCAUACCCACCAGCACCUGCAGGAUGUGGACAUUGAGCCCUACGUCAGCAAGAUGCUGGGCACAGGCAAGCUGGGCUUCUCUUUUGUGCGCAUCACAGCUCUGCUCAUCGCAGGCAACCGCCUCUGGGUGGGCACCGGCAAUGGGGUUGUCAUCUCCAUUCCGCUGACUGAGACUGUGGUCCUGCAUCGAGGCCAGCUCCUAGGGCUCCGGGCCAAUAAGACAUCUCCCACAUCUGGGGAGGGCGCUCGCCCAGGGGGCGUCAUCCAUGUGUACGGGGAUGACAGCAGUGACAAAUCAGCCAGCAGCUUCAUCCCUUACUGCUCCAUGGCUCAGGCCCAGCUCUGUUUCCACGGGCACCGUGAUGCUGUCAAAUUCUUUGUCUCAGUGCCAGGGAAUGUGCUGGCCACCCUCAAUGGCAGUGUUCUGGACAGUCCCUCUGAGGGCCCCGGGCCUGCUGCACCUGCUGUAGACGCUGAGGGCCAGAAGCUGAAGAACGCACUAGUGCUGAGUGGUGGUGAAGGCUACAUCGACUUCCGCAUUGGGGACGGAGAGGAUGACGAGACAGAGGAAGGUGCAGGGGACAUCAGCCAGGUGAAGCCCGUGCUGUCCAAGGCAGAGCGCAGUCACAUCAUCGUGUGGCAGGUGUCCUACACCCCAGAGUGAGGCCACUGCCCCAACUCUCCACCCUGCCUGACGCCAAUGUGUACAUAGGACCCCUGCCUGCCUGCCCUUUGUCUCCUCCCCUGGGGCAGCUAGGCACCUCACCACCCCCUCCUAACCUCUCAACUUGCAGCUUUCACCUGAAGUCCAGCCCCCUCCACCCAGCUGGCAGGGAGAGGGGUGAUACGGGUCACAGGAAGGGAGGCAGGGAUCAGGUAGUGUUCCCAGCAGGGAGAGGAGAACCUCUGAGAACACCUUCUCCCCAACAGUACCUGGCUGGCACCCAGCCCAGUGUCACAAAGUCUCAAAGGCACUUCAGGGUAGGGAUAAGGCCAAGGUGUCUUGGGCAGCCCUGGUCCCUCUGUGGGCUCCCCACUCCUGGCACCCCCACGGCAAGAGCAGUGGAUUUGAGCUGCCAAGUCUUCCUACCCUGAGUCCAACUGCUUUGCAUGCUGCCCAUGGGAGUGGGGUCCCUCGGCCCCCCAGGCUCUUGCUCUCCCCCUAAGGGGACCAGGCCAAGUAACCAUCCUGUGUCCAGGGAGGCGGGGCUCAGGCUGCUUGGACCCCAGCCAGCCUUCUGUGGGUAUCCCUCAUCCACAAAUAUCAUUCCCUCAGCCCUAUCCAGCCUCCCCUGGGAUCUGGCAUUAAAGUUUGGGGCCAGGCUCCCCAGGGCAGCUUCUUCAGAAGACAAACCAGGUGCCAUCCAGUCCACCCCUUGCUGACCCAUGUCCUCCCUCGCUCACCUUGGAAGAGCAGGAUCCUAGAGUCGAACCCCUCCCUGAAGCCCCUAGGGUAGAAUUUCUCAGGCUGCCAGGGCAGGCCCAGGCCUCAGGAAAGAGGUCUGUGGCCUCUCCUGGGCAGGUAAGGGGGCUUGGUCCAGAGUGCAGGCUCAGCCUCAGGUUGAUGGGGGUGGUGUGCUCUUGGGAUCUGUCCCCUGCACAGGGCUCCGAGAAGCCCAGCUCCCAGACAUGCACUAAGUGCCUAGGGUUGCCCGCUUUGGCCUGCUCCCAUGAAGAGCAACUGGUGAGGGGCUGCCCAGCAGAGGCCAGAGGACAAAGACAGGGCCACUGCAGCAGGCCCUGGGCUUCCCUCCUUACCCACCUUCCCAGCCCAGGCCUUACUCCUCCUCCAAGGCACUGAUCAGGGCAGUGUGGCCCCUGCUACCCACCACCCCCUAGAGAAGCACAGAUCUUAGGGCGCAAUGCCAUGAGCCCAGCUGGCCACCACAAGCUGCGGCCACAUGUAGCUGCAGGCUUCUCCCUGCCACCCUGCCACCUCUCCACUGUGAUGUAUGUCCCUGUCUGUCCCCACAGGAGCUGAAGUGACUGGGUGUAGAGGGUGGGUGGAGCUGGAGAAAGGGGCUAGUGCAGUUCUCCUCAGGCUUUGUUCGGUCCUGCAAGUGAACCCACGUAUCUGCUCUGUAUGUAAUAAACGUCUUGACACAACGCCUCUGCCUCCCCAGGACCAGGCCACUGC